Meriones unguiculatus (Mongolian gerbil) is the source of this 5813-nucleotide messenger RNA. RefSeq names its product growth hormone secretagogue receptor (gene Ghsr). Gene Ontology annotation, cellular component: plasma membrane. Gene Ontology annotation, biological process: hormone-mediated signaling pathway; G protein-coupled receptor signaling pathway. Lineage: Eukaryota; Metazoa; Chordata; Mammalia; Rodentia; Muridae. The coding region runs from base 231 to 1328 and encodes 365 amino acids. The record is from RefSeq and is a predicted model, not a curated record. The transcript has 3 exons. Gene Ontology annotation, molecular function: growth hormone secretagogue receptor activity.
AGCGCCUGCCUUGUGCAGAGCCCACGCACUCGGACGCGGUGGGGAGGGCGACAUGCUGCCGGGGCGAGCUCUCCAGGGCCAGGCGGUGCUGGUGGCGCUGCUCCGGUGUUAGGGUGACAGCAUCCUUCCUGCACGCCGCUGGCGCCCACUCCCUCCACUCUUCCGGGCCACAGGGGACCUCCUGGGGGACCAGAUCUCCUCUCUCCAGCGGCGACCCCAAGCCUGGCAACAUGUGGAACGCGACGGCCAGCGAGGAGCCGGAGCCUAACGUCACGCAGGACCUGGAGUGGGACGCUUUCCCCGGCAACGACUCUCUGACGGACGAGCUGCUGCUGCCGCUGUUCCCCGCGCCGCUGCUGGCGGGCGUCACCGCGACCUGCGUGGCCCUCUUCGUGGUGGGCAUCUCGGGCAACCUGCUCACCAUGCUGGUGGUGUCCCGCUUCCGGGAGCUGCGCACCACCACCAACCUCUACCUGUCCAGCAUGGCCUUCUCCGACCUGCUCAUCUUCCUGUGCAUGCCGCUGGACCUCGUCCGCCUCUGGCAGUACCGGCCCUGGAACUUCGGCGACCUGCUCUGCAAACUCUUCCAGUUCGUCAGCGAGAGCUGCACCUACGCCACGGUCCUCACCAUCACGGCGCUGAGCGUCGAGCGCUACUUCGCCAUCUGCUUCCCGCUGCGGGCCAAGGUGGUGGUCACCAAGGGCCGCGUGAAGCUGGUCAUCCUUGUCAUCUGGGCCGUGGCCUUCUGCAGCGCGGGGCCCAUCUUCGUGCUGGUGGGCGUGGAGCACGAGAACGGCACGGACCCCCGGGACACCAACGAGUGCCGCGCCACCGAGUUCGCCGUGCGCUCUGGGCUGCUCACGGUCAUGGUGUGGGUGUCCAGCGUCUUCUUCUUCCUGCCGGUCUUCUGCCUCACUGUGCUCUACAGCCUCAUCGGGAGGAAGCUGUGGCGGAGGCGCGGCGACGCGGCGGUGGGCGCCUCGCUCAGGGACCAGAACCACAAGCAGACAGUGAAGAUGCUAGCUGUAGUGGUGUUUGCGUUCAUCCUCUGCUGGCUGCCCUUCCAUGUGGGGAGAUACCUGUUUUCCAAGUCCUUCGAGCCGGGCUCUCUGGAGAUCGCGCAGAUCAGCCAAUACUGCAACCUGGUGUCAUUCGUCCUCUUCUACCUCAGCGCCGCCAUCAACCCCAUCCUCUACAACAUCAUGUCCAAGAAGUACCGGGUGGCGGUGUUCAAGCUUCUGGGGUUUGAGUCCUUCUCCCAGAGAAAGCUCUCCACUCUGAAGGACGAAAGUUCUCGGGCCUGGACCAAGUCGAGCACCAACACAUGACAGCACCUGGGCAGCGCGCAGUCAUCGCUUACUGCUCCACGCCGGAAGCCAGAGCCAAGCAGAACUUGGGAGGAAGCAGAAAGUCAGUUUGGGGAUUGGAGACAAAUGAAUGUCGAAACAGUCGGGGGUGGGGAGUAAAGCCAGAUGGGCAGGGUCUGUGCAGUUUGGCUUGACUGCACUCACCAGGGCGUCUUGCAAGUUUGUGUCUAUGAUUUGGCGUUUAGAGCUCCUGGCAGCCUUGCUGCUCAGAGGAAGGAGGGGGCAGAGUGGGCGCUGGCUUUCCUUCUGGGUGGGUAACACCAAACCCCAUUCGCUUUUCUCAUCAUAAUAAAAACGAAAUGACAUUACAAACAGCAACUGCAGACACGGCCCUUCAAAGCUGGCAAUCUCCACAAAGCUCCAUCACAUGCCUCCCAAAGCCCCACAACACAAGGCACCUAUGUAAUCAAUAUGAAACAAUUGAUGAGAAAUCUCCAUUGCCUCCUCACCCCAUAGCAAUUCUGAAAUCUAGUCUGUUCCUUACACAGCCCACUUGAGGCUGGACAAUUAGUUUCAGUCAUAAUAUUUGAUUCAUUUAAUGUGAGCAUGGAAAAGUAGGCUCAACAGCUUAAGUUUCAUGAGUACCCUCAAAACUUUUGAGUAACCUACAUUACAAAGCUUUUUUUUAAAAAAAAAAAAUUCAGAAUUAAAUUGCUUAAAUGAAUUGCUUACUUGAAAUAAGGAAUUCAGUUCUUUAGUUGUGCUAGGUACAUUUCAGGUGUUCAACAGACAAAUAUGGCUAGUGAUUAUGGUACCAAGCAGAUAAUCCAGAGUGCAUGCAAAAUAUUUAUCAAUCUCUUAUAAAAUGUUUUAAAAAUAGGUACCUAUUCCUUUCAAAUGCUUUUAAAUAGUAUAUUAGUAUAGCAGCAUUUUAGAGUAAUAAAUCCUAAGGUCCCACCUAAAUUCUCUAUCUUCAUGGUAGGAAGAGAGUGAAAUACAUCUUAAAAUUAAGUCAUACAUUUUAAAAUUAAGUUUGGUUGCAUAAUCAAUUCAGGAAGUGAAAUACGAAAACCAUAGCAAAUCACAGACUGCCUGUUUUUGACCUAAUACAUAAAGUAAACAUAAGCCUUUAAUUUGUGACUAAAGCAAUUGUUAUUUAUUCUGGCCAGCUUAUAGUAACCUAAAGAAUAUUUGAAAGCUUCAAAUGGUUAAGGUAGGUUCAGAGUUUCUUGAACAUUUCAGCCUAUUGCUAUUCAAAAUUUAAAAAAAAUUGCAAUCAUUUAUUUCAACUUGUCCCAUUUCCAAGGCAGUAUUGCUAUUCUCCUCCCACUGCUCAGCUGACGGACAUGGUCAAUGGAGCUCUAGUCUCAUUCUUAGUCAUAAUUAUGAAUAAUCCUUCAAUGAAUAUUGUGAUUUGGGCUAUGAAAGUGAAAUUUCAUUUAUAAAGUCACUAUUCUCUCUCCACUCAACAGGAAGAUGUAAAUCUAUCAUUCCAAAACGAUUGCUUCCGUUCUGUGCACUUCUGUCAAGGGAAGAGCUCCCAAUGAAAGGAGUGUUUAAGCCAUUAAAGGACGUUAAUGCUGUGCUUAUUUUGUAUCCACUUAAAAGGAAAGAUUAUUAUGCUGAAUCGAUGGAUUGCCUUUUUGCUUUGGAAACAUCAAAGGCCAAUCUUAAUUAGGAUUACUUUAAAAAAUAUAUUUUGAAGUCCAUUUGGACAUGAAACUCACUCUAAACGUGAGUUUAGAGUCAACAGGUUGCCUGUUCAGUCACUUCUUAGGAGGGCAUGAGAAAGCACAGCGAUGCACUCAGUUCCAGGAGGUAGUUACUCAGCCUUCAGCAUCCAACUCCUAAGUGGUGUUCAGCAAAUUAAACAGAGGUAUUUCAGCUCCCGGAGGCUUUAGAGUGUUGUCUAUGAACACACCACACCUGAGAGGAAACAGGUUUUAAACAUAUAAUGCUUAUCACUGUUCUGGAGAGAAACAAGCUUCUACUGAGUGGCUUCAUCUCUUCACCUGUCCCAUCUUUUGUACUCCAUGCCAGGAGUCCUGAAUUCACAUCCUGAGAAUAGAUUACAGAAAAAGACCACCUUGCUUUCCCCUGGUUAACCUGGAAAGUGAAAGGGCGUGUUUAAAGAAAGGCAUCUCUAAUUUGUCCUCUCCAAUCAUUGCUUUCUUUGAUUGCUCACAGGUUCUUUAUGCUGUUACAUUCCCUGUAUUGUUUAAAACUCAGGGCAAAUGAACAUGAUGUUGACGAAAACUGUUGGGAAAUCCUACCUUUUAUCAACAUUUUGUAUGUGCCUGCUAUGUUCUGAGCUCUGAGAAAUUAGCAAGCCAAAGGUUUUUAUUUAUUCUUAGUGAUCCCACAAUCAUCUGUGUUUUGUUCCUGUGGAUGAUGGAUAAAGAUGAAGAAGACAUUUCUAGUGCACACUAUAUCAAAUGUUCCCCCACCCCAGGGCUGCAGGGGGCCAUUCCGCCCACAGGUGUACUGUAUUCUUGGCUGCAGAUAUGUUUGUAUGGGCCAUCACGGCACUAUUUGUAGAGAGAGCUAAUAUGUCUGUGAGUGGGAAUCACACUGAAGGCAUUCACAACAGAAAGAAACCAGCUUCUCCUUUAGUCUUUGUUUCCAUUACCCUGGAACCCAGCAGUCAGGUUUCUGUCACAGUUUUAGGCAGCCUCAAAGUCAACAUCAUUAUCUCCAAAACAGAAAGCAACUGUUUCAUGAACAGGAGAAUUUUGAAUAAUCACUUUAACAUUCAUGCCCAUCAAUCAUUUUAAAUUGGAAAUUCUAGCUGGGUGUGGUAGAGCAUACUUGUGUCCCCAGCACUUGAGAAGCUGAGGCAGGAAGAUUACAAGUUCAAGAACUGCCUGAACUAUCUGGCAAGUUCCUCCCCAGACUGGGAUGCACAGGGAGAUCCAAUCUCAACAAACAAACAAACUAAUGAAUGUUAAUGUUAAAACUUUGUGGUAAGGAAAUUUAGAAACACUUCCAGUACUUCCUAUGCCUAGAAAAAUCCCUUUAUAGCAACCUUUGAGCUGCAGGGAAAGUGGAUGAGAUUGGACUUAAGAGUCUAGUUUUGUUUUUGUUUUUUUUUUUUCCACACAAAUGCUUUUGUUAACUACCUAAGAUGAUUACAAUUUUGGGUUCAACAUAAACAGUUUUAGCUCAUUUUGUCUUUUUCAUUGCUCCAUAUACUUGAACUUAAUAUUAAAAAAAAAGAAAAACUGUGAGAUUUUGUGCAAGAUCGGUGCCUACACUUUUGUCUUUUAAAGAACAGUAUGUACCUCUUUAAAAUACUGCGUAAUAGUUACAUACACAAAAUGUUCUUGUCAUAAUGCAUAAGCUAGCAGAGUCAUUCUCUUUUCAGAAACGCUGUCUGUAGUGUAAAUCACAGCAUUAAAAGAAGGAGAUGAUGUCUUCGAAGACACACCAUGUCUAACAGGGUUUGUUAGCCGAUGAGUCACCAGUGACUUCUUUGCAAUUUAAACUGUGACAGUAGCUGGCGUGCACAAGUGUGAGUGCACAGAUGAUCAGUGGUAGUUCUGUGAAUUGGUAACACAUUAUUUAUUUAUUUAUUUAUUUAUUUAUUUAUUAUUUUUAGCAGGAAAUAAACUGCUAUUCAAAACCAACAGAAAGCUACACAGUAGUGACACAGACCCCCAAUAAUGGGGAACGCAUCUGAGGAUCAGCAAAGCCCAUGCCACUUCCUAAUUCAUUUUCCUCAGAUCCAAUCAUCCAAUUCCUUGCAAUAAUAUGAAGGUGACACAGUUGAGGAGGAGGGUUCUGGCGGGGCUUAUCUUUAUGGUUUUCCUUCUGAACUCGGACGUGUUCUGGGUACUGGAGGUUAGCUUUUUAGGCUGACAACAUUGUCAUCUUGUUUCUCCAAUGCUGUGUGUUCAUGUCCCUGUUACUAUUUGGCCACUUCCUGGAACUUCCAUUAAUACUUCAUGCCUUUAUUGUACAUACCUUUGCUCAAAAGACUGCCAGCUACUCUCAAAACUGGCCAAAAAGAUAAAGAAAACACCCCUCUACUUUCAGAAAAUAUGUCUCAUGAAGAUGGCCAGAUGGUUUUGUGAAAGUAUUCACAAUUACCCUCUCUGGGCUCAUCUUCUCCCCUAGACACAGAGAGAAAGAGCAUUGAGGAAAAGCAGCUUGAAACUUUUCCGUGGUUUUAACAAUUCAAACCCAAAUAUAGCUUGAACCAUAAAACUGUUUAUGUUCCUCCCAUUUAGCAUUGUGGAUUUAAUGGACUGGAAAACAUUUGUUUGUGUGAAUGUCUCUAAAUACUGUAGCAACCACCACUAAUAUAUGGUGUAGCUUGGUAGUACUGAUUGGUCCAUUUGUGUCACCAUAGUCAUCAGGAGUAUUUUGGCUUCUUUCUUCGAUGGUUUUUGUACAUUUUAACUAAGACUUCUUCGCUGUAGUUCUCAUGUACCUGUCUCACAGAACUUGCAUUCCUUUUCCCUGAAUAUAGUAACCAAACAACUGCUUAAUAAAACCUUUUCAAAG